Plutella xylostella (diamondback moth) is the source of this 2473-nucleotide messenger RNA. RefSeq lists its product as uncharacterized. The record is from RefSeq and is a predicted model, not a curated record. NCBI's taxonomy places the organism in Eukaryota, Metazoa, Arthropoda, Insecta, Lepidoptera, Plutellidae.
UCAUGGAAAGUUUAGUUUAGCUAGCUAUCUUUAACUUACAUCUCGAUAUCCGGUUAUUUAUGAUAAUAUCACGAUAUUCAGGAUCAUUUCAUGAUCAACGAGGCGUGAACGAGGACUCUGUAACUAUACCUAUUCCAUAAUAAUUAAAUCUCCAAAGAUGACAAUGGAAAGAACAUUAAGAUACUGCGAAUGUGGAAAUACCUGCUACGGAGUCUUUAAGGAAGACGUCGACAUGGGAGGUGCUGGGGUGAAAGUUUAUAGUUACAUUGAAAAACCACCUGCUCAGUCUAGAAAAAUAGAAAUAUUGGAAUCUAUCAUUGUUACAAAUGUUAAACAAGUCAAUCCUCAAGCAUCAGAUUUUUGUAAGGACAUAAGAAGUAAACUUGAAGAGAACAAACGAAAUUGUACUGUAUGCAGAAGAAAAUUUGAACAUAUGAUGGAAUUGCUAGAAGAAUUGCCACCAGUGAACGAAAACCAUAUCUCUGCGAUAUGUCAACGAUGCAAGCUUUUAGAAAUAGAAUGCCCACGAUGUCAAUAUUAUCUCACCAAGUUUAUAAAGAAUCAAAUUACACAACAAGAUAACACGCAGCUAAAGUGUAAAGAACGCAUGGAUCUUAUAAAGGAGUUUCAACGGGACAAUCAGAACUGCAGGGGCGUGUGCAGUCGGCGUUUUUUAAACAAUGAGAAUGAAGACAUUGAAGAUUUUCAUAAAUUUCCAAAAAUUGAUAGUAAAUUGUUAUCUGCAGAUAAAGAUUAUGCAAAUUUUAAUAAUUUGAAACCUGAUUCAGAUUAUAAUUCCAAAUCUAAGGCAUUUUUGGACUCUCUAAAGUUACAGAAGUCCGCUUUUACAAGAGAGGAUGAAACUGGUGCCAUAAAACAUUUAAAAAAGUCUAACCUACCUUUUGGAAAAAGUAAUCGACAUGAUAUCACUAAAGACGAAGAAAAAAAGAUUCAUAAACAAAACAAAAAAAUUAAUUCCAAUCAAAUAAAAAAUAAAGACAGUAAAAAUAAGGAGAACCUGAAUCGUUCUCCUUUAAAAAAAUCGAAUAAAGAAAAGAUUGGUUUUCAACGGGAAAACAUGGGACCUGGACACAAAUACAAUAAAAGUAAAGGCUCAAAGGCUUUUAAAUCACCAAGAAUUGGUAAAAAAAGUGAUCCACAGAAUAAAAAGGGCAAGAAAUCUACGAAAGGCGCAAGUAAAAACGAUGCUGUACAAAACGAUUCUAAUCGGGAUGAGCCAAAUAAAAUUGAAAAUAAUAAGAAUGCAUCCACAGAUAAUAAUUCAAAGAGAAGCCCUAAAGAAGUUGGAAACGAAUUUGACGAAGUUGUUAAAGAAAGAAAAGUUAAAUAUGUACCUGAAUUAUUCGAUGAUCAGGCAAAAGCUGUUCCAGGAACCGGAAAAAUAAAUUAUGCAUUAUCUGACAAGAAAUUUAUCGAUAUUGGGUGGACUCGCAUGCCCCCCUUGUUAACAAAGCGACGGGUUUUCGUGUUUGAAAUGCUUCCGGGGAGUGUCGAAAAUAAUUGGUUUGAUAAAAACAAAAACAAAACAAUGCAUUACAAUACCGGAGAGAUGCUAGCUGAAGUUGACGCCCAGUCCACAGGAAACUGGUACUAUAGAAAUGGAACUGUAGCUCUUUCUAAAGAUUCAAAAACAUGCAUUGUUUACGAUCACGAUGGUGAAAAUUCUUUAUUGGCAAAAUUUGAUCACCUUGGUAACGGAGUGGUGUAUGGCCCGACCGGUGAUGUAAGGCUGCAAUACAAUCAGUUUGAAGGUAGAACCUUGGAUUCACAGUUCAGCUAUCCGAAGCGAUGGCAAUGGCAUUCCCUGAACGAUCCUCCGAUGAAAGAAAGAGAGUUGUUGGAAGACGUAUUGACCCCGCCUGAUCCGAAUAUUUCACGACUCAUACAAAAGUACGGGCGUCAUCCACACGACCACCAAAAGCCACUUGCCGAAUCCCCUACAGACAACGAUUAUGUGAAAAGGAUAGAUAUCGAAAACAGUCAAAUAUUCAAUAGCCAAAAAGAAGUCUUGGCUAAAAAAAUUGUGCCUUUCAAAAUACAAAUGCAAGCCCUGCAGAUAAACGAAUGCUUUUCCCUGCAUAUUGUUAAUCAGCAUCAAAUAUUUAUACAUUUUAGACCUCCGAAUAGUAAAUUCAUGAAGCAUAAUGUCGGUUUGCAUUUGGAUAAAUCAAGGAUUAUUGCCAUGAAUAAAAUUCCAUACAGCGGACUGAAUGCAGAGAUUGGUGCGGCUCUUACUGAUAAAACAGAUUAGAGAAGCCUUUUCAAUAUUUCUGCCUCAAUUGGUGAAAACAUAUAAAAACAAAUUGAGCUUAAAAAUACCUAGACUAUAAAAGAUUCUACUUUGUACAUUUAAUAUUUACCUACGUAAGUACUGAUAUUUUAUUUAAGAAAAUAGUACUAAUGUAUAUCUUAAUUUACGCUAUGCUGUAAAUAUAUUAUUUACUUACCUAAG